AUGAAUGGUUAUAUUAAUUUCGGUUCACAGGUUGACGUCGUGGUAGUCAUAGAUCACGAAAGACUGUACAAUGAAUUAAAACGAGAUCUUCCGGAGUUCGUCAAAAUUGCUCAUCAGCCGAAAUCGGGAGGUGUCGAAGAAAGAUCACGAGCACUUCGUAUCGUCGGCCGACGAAGCAAAAUUUGCAGCUACUUCUACGGUGGUACACGACAAGUGUAUUUUCCACACUCGUUUCAGGUGCGUUUCGACGAAGUUUGCAUCUACAAGAUAGGCGCUCCGGCGUUGCCAGACUCUUGCAUGCCUCUUGGCAUGAAGGCCGAAGAUACGAGAACGAAACUAGUGCCUAUACAACCGAAUGCACAGAUGCAGCACCACCUGCUGGCGUUGAGUUUGUGUGAAAGUGCAGAUGACGAUAUCCUGCGCACAAACGUCGCUGGAUUCCUGUGCGUUACCGAAGUCUGGAUCGAACGACAAACGAUGACCGUUCUGAGUCCCCAACCUUAUCCCUUACCACGCAAAAUCCUGCUGUGGACUGACAUCACUUUUAUGGACGUACACUAA
Molecule: messenger RNA, 561 nt
Organism: Soboliphyme baturini
Lineage: Eukaryota; Metazoa; Nematoda; Enoplea; Dioctophymatida; Soboliphymatidae
Source: the annotation of a GenBank genome assembly